UGAGAGCACGCCGUACGGAAUUAUCAAAGUAUGGAAGGAAGGACUGUCCUGGGUUACGUUUUCCUCGGUUUUUUAACAUGUAGUUGUGCGUGGGAAUAUUACGAGAAGAGAAAUGGUUUCCAAAAUACCGUCGGCCAUUUAAAGCCCCGGACUUCUCCACAAGUCCAAGCGGAAGCAGCAGCUGACUUGAUUUCCCGAAUAAUUGGCAAGAAUUCCAAACUUUUCGCCGUCUCAAUCGAUUCUACGAUAGGGCCUGAGGGACGGGAUACUUUCAAGCUUUCGAAGAGCAAGCUCGGAAUAAUAGAUAUAACCGCAACCACCGGAGUAGCAGCAGCUUGGGGUUUCCACUUCUACCUGAAGCACUAUUGUAACGCCCACAUUGCGUGGGAGGGCAUGCAAGUAGAAUUACCCAAUACACUACCCGAAGUUAAUGUAACGGUGACAUCAAACGACAGAUUUCGUUAUUACCAAAAUGUGUGCACCGCUGGAUACAGUUCAGCAUGGUGGAGCUGGGAGCAGUGGGAGAAGAAUAUCGACUGGAUGGCCCUGAAUGGCAUCAAUUUGGCACUGGCAUUUCAUGGUGAGGAGGCGAUUUGGCAGAGAAUCUAUCUCGAAUUGAAUAUGACGAGGGAAGAGGUUGACGAGCACCUCGGAGGGCCGGCUUUUCUCCCCUGGACGAGAAUGGGAAACAUCAGGGGGUGGGGAGGACCCCUGCCGGCUUCUUGGCACGAGCACACUAUUUCUCUCCAGCACCAAAUACUGGAUAGGAUGAGGCAGCUUGGAAUUAUUCCCAUUCUUCCCGCUUUUGCUGGACACGUUCCAAGGGCUUUUGCUAGGAUUUUUCCAGAGGCCAAUAUGACGAAAAUCGGGAGUUGGAAUGGGUUUGAAGACCAGUACUGCUGCCCAUUAUUGGUGGAACCAACAGACCCCCUCUUCAGCCUAAUUGGCCAGAAGUUCUUACGCGCGUACAUAGAAGAAUUUGGAACUGAUCACGUCUAUAACUGCGACACUUUCAAUGAGAACGAGCCGUUGAACACUGGAUUGGAAUCCCUCAGGAACAUCGGACAGGCUGUGUUCGCUAGUAUGACCGGGGUUGAUCCGCAGGCGAUAUGGAUUAUGCAGGGCUGGCUUUUUGUCAACGCUAUGGAAUUUUGGACUGAGCCCAGAGUCGAGGCAUUCAUCACAUCGGUUCCAAUUGGUAAGAUGAUCGUGCUGGAUCUCCAAUCAGAACAGUUUCCACAAUAUUCGAGGCUGAAGUCCUAUUAUGGGCAGCCAUUCAUCUGGUGCAUGCUCCAGAAUUUUGGAGGAACAUUGGGAAUGUUCGGGUCAGCAGGAGUAAUUAACAAACGAAUUUUUGACGCAAGAAAUAUGAAAGGAAGUACAAUGAUCGGGACAGGCUUGACACCAGAGGGAAUAAACCAAAACUACGUGAUCUUCGAAUUUAUGAACGAAAUGGCUUACAGAAGUGAACCCGUUGAUCUCAACGCUUGGUUCGAAAACUACGCGACAAGGCGUUACGGCGCCUGGAACGAGUACGCGACGGAGGCCUGGCGUGUUUUGGGAAGAACUGUUUAUAAUUUUGUUGGCAUUGAAAGGAUUCGAGGACAUUACGUUCUCACGAGACGACCGAGUUUGAAUAUUAAAACUUGGAGUUGGUACGAUCCACAAGCAGUUUGGAACGCCUGGAGCACCUUCCUAAAAGCUCGUUACGGAAGAAUUAACAGUACCCUAUACAAUCACGAUCUAGUAGAUAUCACGAGACAAUCUAUUCAACUGCAAAUCGAUGAUACUUACGUCGACUUGAUGAGAGCGUACUCAAUGAAAAAUUUAACAAACUUCAGAAACCUCUCGAGAGACUUUCUGGAGCUUUUCGAUGAUGCUGAGCGCAUUCUCUCAACAAGUGAAAAUUUCCUCUUGGGGAAGUGGAUCGGGGAGGCAAGAUCACUGGGCACCACAGAGAUGGAGCGUCAAUUGUACGAGUACAAUGCUCGUAAUCAGAUAACAUUGUGGGGUCCGAAUGGUGAAAUUAGAGACUACGCGAAUAAACAGUGGUCUGGCAUUGUGUCGGAUUACUUCAAGCCGCGGUGGAUCAUAUUUUUGAAGGCACUGGAUGACUCGUUGACUCUUGGAAAGAAAUUCAAUGGAACUCUCAUUAAUCAGAGGAUGUUUGAUGAAGUUGAAAAGCCGUUUACGUUUGCAAGAAAGCAUUAUCCUAGCGAAUCAAAAGGUGACGCAAUCUCCGUUGCCCUUUCACUAAGGAAAAAAUGGAGUCAAUCCGAGAGAUUAUGCCCAAAUAAACGGCGAAGAAAUGCGAAAUUACGAGGAUGACUGAAUUAUUAUUCCACUUACCUGACUUCGAAGGAGAAAUGAACCAUAAUGUAAAAGUGAUGAACAUCAAGGAAUAAUUUACACUUAAAAAGAAGAAAGAAUAGCAAUGAUUUAAGAUGGGAAAAUUUUUAGAAGAAUUAUUAUUAAAUAUCCAUUGCAUUACAAUUUUCAAUUACAAUAAGAAAUCUUUUUAUAAGUUACAUAGGAAUUAAAAUAACCACUUCUAUUGUGAGCUUUCGA
Messenger RNA from Diachasma alloeum, 2568 nucleotides. RefSeq names its product alpha-N-acetylglucosaminidase (gene Naglu). The record is from RefSeq and is a predicted model, not a curated record. Bases 31 to 2328 code for a protein of 765 amino acids. NCBI's taxonomy places the organism in Eukaryota, Metazoa, Arthropoda, Insecta, Hymenoptera, Braconidae. The transcript has 13 exons.